UGCGCUUCCCCGACCGACCGGCCUGCCGCUGGUAGCAGGAAGGAGCCGUUGCUGCUGUUGCUAGCGCCGCCAUCAUGGUGCCCGGGGCUGGAGCCGGAGCCGCGGCCUGGGGGCUCUGAGCCCCCCUCAGAUACUCUUUUUCUCCCCCUUGCCAUCGUCACCACCGCGCCGCCGCCCUUCUCGCCGCAGCUUUGGGCCGCCGGUUAUUGCACUUAAGAAUGAACAUUGAAGAUAAGCUGGGAGGAUUGUUUCUCAAAUGUGGUAACAUAGAGCAAAUGCAGUCAUCCAGGGAUAUGGUUGGAAUGGGUGCCUCAUCUGACCAGUCAGUCAUUUCUGGGGAACGGCAGGAAGCAGUGCUUCAAGACCGGACAAUAGCACACCAAGAAAUUCUUUCUGCAGAUGAAGUGUUACAAGAAAGUGAGCUUCGGCAACAAGAAAUGAUCCCACAUGAUGAACUCAUGGUACAUGAAGAGACGGUGAAAAAUGAUGACGAGAUGGAGGCACAGGACAGGCUUCCCCAAGGGCUUCAGUAUGCAGUUAAUGUCCCCCAGAUAAGCGUAAAACAAGAAAUUACCUUUACUGAUGUAGCAGAACAGCAGAAAAGAGACAAAAAACUACUACGGGAGGGGCUAGAUUUGCAAAAAAAGAAGAAAAGGAAACAGCGGUCACCAGCAAAGAUCCUUACAAUAAAUGAGGAUGGAUCACUGGGUCUGAAAACUACCAAAUCUCACAUUUGUGAGCAUUGCAAUGCUGCCUUUAGAACCAACUACCAUUUGCAGAGGCAUGUCUUCAUUCAUACAGGUGAAAAACCAUUUCAGUGCAGUCAAUGCGACAUGCGUUUCAUACAGAAGUACCUGCUACAGAGACAUGAGAAGAUUCAUACUGGUGAAAAACCCUUUCGAUGUGAUGAAUGUGGCAUGAGAUUCAUACAGAAGUAUCACAUGGAAAGGCACAAGAGAACUCAUAGUGGAGAGAAGCCUUAUCAGUGUGAAUACUGCUUGCAGUUCUUCUCAAGGACUGACCGUGUAUUGAAACACAAACGUAUGUGCCAUGAAAACCGUGACAAGAAACCCAACAGAAGUGCCACCAAAGUUGGCCUUUUGACAUCUGACGAUGACCAAGGCUUCCCUAUGCCUUUGAAAGACAGCUCUUUGCCAAAGAAGAAAAGGCAAAAAAUGGAGAAAUCGAAGUCUUUGGGGCUUGACAAAGAAAGUGGGACAGAUAAAUCUGAGCAUAAGAAAGAUAAGAAUGAUUUCUUGCCUUUGUAUGCUGCCAGUGCUAAGAUAAAAGAUGAAUAUAUGGUAGCAGAAUAUGCAGUUGAGCUACCACACUCUUCUGUCAGUGGAGGACACUUGCAAGAAGCAAAUUCUGGUGAAAUACACCCACCUAAAUUGGUGCUCAAAAAAGUUAACAGUAAGAGAAGUCUAAAACAGCCACUAGAGCAAAGUCAGACCAUUUCAUCAUUAACCUCUUAUGAAGACAGCAAGGUUCCAAAAUAUGCCUUUGAUCUUGUGGAUAAACAAAGCCUGUUGGACUCUGAAGGCAAUGCUGAUAUUGACCAAGUUGAUACUUUACAGGAAGGCCCCAGUAAACCUGUACACAGCAGCACAAACUAUGAUGAUGCAAUGCAGUUUUUAAAGAAAAGGAGGUAUCUCCAAGCAGCUAAUAGUAACAGCAGAGAGUAUGCCUUGAAUGUUGGCACUAUAGCCUCUCAGCCUUCAGUCACACAGGCUGCUGUUGCAAGUGUGAUAGAUGAAGGUAGUACAGCAUCCAUAUUGGAUACAACAGGAUUGAAUGUGGAGAUUAAAAGUAACCAUGACAAAAAUGUCAUUCCAGAUGAGGUACUUCAAACUCUGUUAGACCACUAUUCCCAUAAAGCUAAUGGCCAGCAUGAAAUAGCUUUCAGUGUGGCUGAUGCUGAAGUGACCUCCAGUAUAUCAAUUAAUUCUUCUGAAGUGUCAGAGGUUGCACAAACUGAGAAUGUUGCAUCAAGCUCUCAAGCUUCUUCAUCUGAUAAAGCCAGUAUGUUACAGGAAUAUUCCAAGUUUCUUCAGCAAGCUUUGGACAGAACUAGCCAAAACGAUGCCUAUUUGAACAACUCAAGCCUUAAUUUUGUGAGUGACAACCAGACUCUUACAGGGCAACCAGCAUUCUCCUCUAUAGACAAACAGGUCUACGCUUCUAUACCUGUCAACAGUUUUCGGUCAGGAAUCAACUCUCCAUUAAGAACAACUCCAGACAAGUCUCAUUUUGGACUUAUGGUUGGUGAUUCUCAGCACUCUUUCCCCUUUUCAGGUGAUGAACCAAAUCAUUCUUCUUCUUCCUCUACCCAGGACUUCUUGGAUCAGGUGACUUCUCAGAAGAAAGCAGAGGCCCAGCCUGUUCAUCAAGCAUAUCAAAUAGGUUCCUUUGAACAGCCAUUCAGAGCUCAGUACCAUGGAACAAGAGCUGGAAUAUCAUCUCAGUUUAACACUGCUAAUGGACAAGUGAACCUGCGGGGACCAGGGACAAGUGCUGAAUUCCCAGAAUUCCCCUUGGUGAAUGUAAAUGAUGCUCGAGCUGGGAUGAACUCUUCACCAGAUGCCACAACAGGCCAGACAUUUGGCUAAAAUAACCUUAGAGAGAAGAUUGGCACUUUAGCACAGGUCUGUCAAAAAUGAGCGUGUUCUGAGGAAUCCUAUACAUAUUUAAGGCCUUGUGUUAUAACAAAAAAUUGAGCUGGUACAGCAAGUAUUGGUAAUUGUAUUUCUUUGGUUAGUCGCCAUUCUUUUAAAAUUGCCUUACAUGUGGACAUCCACUGAAAAGGCAGAUUUGUUAUUUGCUUGUUUGAGAUCCGGAACUUGCUACAUUGAGAUUUAACACAAGACAAAACAAACCAAAAAAACAACAAAAAAAGAUAAGAUUUCUUUCCUGAAAUAAUUUCGUAGUUUGGUAUCAUUGGAUAUUUUUGGGAGAAUGAUAAUUAUGAGAUUAUUCAUAUUGGAAUUUCCUAGUUAAUCUAGCCAUUGCACUUCAGCAGGAAAUAUGAAUAGACUAUAUAGACAAAAUAAACUUAAAAGUUUAAAUGUCAGGAGAAUUAUGGCUAGACAAAUACAGUGCAUUCUGGAAAACAAAUACCAUUCUGUCACCUCUUUUAAAAAUAGUUCACAUAAGAUUCCUUUUGUUGUUUUCUUUGCAUUUCCUUUUUCUACACCUUGAGAAAGGUAAUGAUGCUUGCUAGACGCACUCCCCUAUUUAAAUGUCAGAGUUAAUUUUUAAAAAUACUUAAAAGCAACAUACGUACUAUUAAUACUUCUUUCUUGAAGUAUUGGAAAUUUCUUUAUAUGUGAACAUAACUUUUGUGACUUUUCCCCAAACAGGCAGGUAUCAAGAUCAUUUUUAGCUAAAAUGCUUUGUAGUCUACAUUCCCAGAUUCAUAAUGCUUAUAAGAAUGGUGAAUUCCAUUAUUUGAAGUUUAAUUAUACAUCCUAGAGCUCUGCAAUAAUUAACAUUAGAGCACUUAACAUUAUUUUCAAUAUUUUUCUGCUUUUCUCAAAAAUAAAAUGAUUUUAGACUUUUAGGUUUGAUGUGGUUGCAUCAUUAUGACCUCUUAUAACAACAGAAGAUUUUUUUUUUAACUAAAAAUUGAAUGGAAUGUUUUUACCACAACUCUAUUUUCUCUUUGAAAAUUUUGGCAGUUCAGUUUGCUUGCUUUUUAUGGUAAAUUGCCCCAGAAAGCAGAAGAAGUUGACGUUUUCACUGUGUAUUGCCUUUAUGAACUAUUUUGUCGCAUUUUUACCAACUAGAACUGGUGAGUGAUGACAUUGACUGAAAGAUGAAUGGUCAAACUUUUAUUGCAUUUCACACAUAAAUAAACUGACACCUUUAUCCUUCUCCCAUGAAAAUGUUUUAAUAGUAGUUUGUCUUAAGUUAUGCAGUGUGAUGCAACAAUUAGUUCUAUAUACAGUUUUAAAAUGGUGUAGUUUGACUUAACAUAAAUGUUGGGAUAAUUUAACCAUUUUUUUAAAUUAAAACUUUAUUUUCUAUCAGUUGUACAUUCAUUAAUGGGAUUCUUUGAGGAAACCUUAAGGCUGUGUUUUAUCUAAAGGCUGAGUAACAGGUAGGUAGGUAAAUUGUUUUUCAAAACAUGAUAAGCAUCUAGAUAAGGAGGGAUUAUGCAUGCUAAGUUCUCAAACAGUUUAGCUAGCUUGAAUAGUAUCUGUCCCACCAAAGCAUUUAGUUGUGGCAGACAUCUUUGUAAUGUCCAGAGAAAUCAUUUUAACUAAUUAGAAUUCUGAUGCUGGUUCUUCUUUCCUCAUUCUUUCAGUGAAAUUUUAAGUCCAUCUUAUAAAUACACAUUUAUAGCUACUUAAGUAACCAAGAGAUAUUCCUUGGCUAGCUUCUGUAUAGCUUCAUAGCUCACAAAAUGCAUUCUCAUUUCUGCUAGUCAAACAGGCUCCCUCUGUAGCAAGUUAGAAUUAAAUUUUAUUGCUCAUUGCAAAUGGCCUGAAGAUUUGAUUUGUAACAAAGUUAACACAACUGCUGUGUCAAGAUGAAAUAGCUCUUUUAGUAAUUUACUCACACAUGAAAACUUAAAACACAACAAACCAUUGCUUUCAAACUUUUUUCCUGUUUCCUACCCCACACCAAAACAACCAGCACAUUUCACAUGCUGAUUUAAAUGGAGUGUCUUCAGUACAAUGUCCUAGUACUCUCCUGUGGUUUUUUUUAAAUUAACAUUGGUCCAGAGAAGUAGCUAGAUUGGUACCAGAUCUCUAACACAUUGCAAUGUUAGUUCCUUAUCAAAAAAGAUGAAAUAUGUACCCGGAUUCAGUAAAUAAAGGGAACACUGUUGAACAGGAAAAUGUGCUCAUGGAUAUGACAAGAGCAUGCCUGUAUAUCAAAGUCAGCACAUUGAGUGGGGUGUACAUGUUAUGGUGAGAAGACAUAGGACUACUCUUCUGAAAGUGUCAGCUAUGAGGAAGUUAAUAGGAAGCAGUGGAAGAGCUGGCUAGUAUCAAGAAGAGCUUGUAUAUGCAGCCAAGCAAUUCCCAGUAAGGCAUACAGCCCUGUGCAGAUUAAUCUUCUGAAAGGAACUCUUUUUGAUGCAUUGGAGGUUGCUCCAGAAGGAUCUUAAAUUUCUGGAGGGCUUAUCAGAAGAAUGAGGGUCUGUUGAUGGAAGGGGGAUUGAGAAAUCCUGUAGUGUAUGUAGUAUCUCCCAGGCCUGUGCAGAAGCUGUGCCUGUGGCUUUUGACCCUUGUACAAUCCUGAGAGAAACUGCUCCUAAAUGCUGCCUAACCAAAAGCAGAAUUAUGAAGCCACAUUUUUAUCCUUGUUGAUUAUCUUACAAAUUUAUUUAGUGCAUGGUAGGAGAUAACACUGACAAAAAUACUCUCUUAUUUUUGUAAAGUAAUGAUUAUUUAGGGUGUCUUGGGCUACAGCUUCAUUAAGCUCAAUGGUAUAUCUGCCAAUCAGCUGAUCUUUUGAUGUCAGGUUUAAUAUAUAAAUGUGCUGCUUAAAUUUUCCUCCUCAAUCUUUAACCGGUCAUAUUUUGCAUGUAUGUGGGAUCUAAGUGUUACUUUUAACACUAAUUUUCUGUCCUGUUUAAUGUAACUAAUAUGUUAAUGAAAGAAUUGGCUUUCAGGCUUACAGCUGAAGGAGCCACAUUAUCUUCUCUUGGUCUUAUUAAUUUAUGGUAAACACUUAUCAAAGACAAUUUAUCUGGAGAGAAAAACAGCAUCACACACUGCAGUGCACUACAGUUUUGAAGAAUAUUUUAGUUUAGAAGAUCUUUUCCAUUUGUUUAGAUUAUAUUUAUAGCCGCUCCUGAAAUUGGUAUAAAUCAAUUAUUAUAUACUCCCAGAUAUAACAAGUUGCCAGUAUUUUGCAGAAAGGAAACAGUUCAGAGGAAGCACAAUUAAAACCUGAGUUUGCAGAUUGCUAAUGGGAAUCCAUGAUAAAUACCCACAAAGAAUCAAUGAGAUAAUACCAUGUAAUUGAAGUCUCACAACACUAUGACUAAGUAUAUUGCAAAACAUUUAUUCAUAUACUAUGAAGUAUAAAUACUACAAACUAAGACGUGGCUUUUAUUUUAUUUAUUUUACUAAUCAAAUUUUUACUCUGCCUUUCUGCCCUCACAGGGGUGGCUAACAAAUUUAAAACAUACAAAUUAAAAUAUCACCUUAAAAGCCACUAAAACUGAUACAUAAAUGCAUAAUUAAAACAAUUUAAAAUAACUACAAAAGGUAAACACAACAGUUAAAAAUAUUGGGAAUGUGGAGGGAUCACUGAGGGAAUGUCAAGGGAAUGUCAACAAAAAAGUCUUCACCUCCAGACGGAAGACAGCAACAGAAGGGGACAGGUGACCCUCCUUGGGGAGAGAAUUCCAGAGUUUUGGUGCCCCUACUAAGAAGGCCCUGUCCCAGGUUGCACCCACCUAAUCUUGGAAGGAAGGGGCACUCAAAGCCACAGUCAUCAGUGAAAUGUCACAUACUUGCUUUUGCUAGCCUAUUUAUUUUGUGAUUUAUGGGUUUUCAAGUCACUAGUGUGAAACAAUGAGGUUUUAGUGAAGCUGUUGGAUUUCAUUUUCAUGGCUUGGGGCUGGGAAAAAUCUCCACAUGGAUACAUACAACAUAUUAGUCUAUUUAUGUAUGUAUUCUGUUGCGUAAAUAUUUGAAGAGAAUCCAGAGUAGAUCCAAGAUCACUUUGUUUAAAGAUUUCAGUAUUAACUCACUUUGUAUUUGUAAAAUCGCAGUUUACAAUUUUUUGGGGUAGAAAUUUAAGCUACACAAAUUGUGGGAGUAUUGCUAUUAUAAUAUAGCUCAAAACUUUAGAAAGCAGAAGUGUGCUUGUGAUCUGUAUAUUUCAGUUGGUAAAAACUCAUGUAAUUUCUUUUCCCAAUUGACAUGGUGAAUAAAUUAAAAAUUAUUUUUAUGUUUUCUUUAGAAAUUCUGCUCAACAGAAGCCUUGCAACUUUUGGAAAUGCUUUCAUUUUAAGUUAGUGCAUGUUUGUUAGGUAUGUAGCAAAUUCAAAUACUCUUUUUGCAAAGAACAUAUACUGAGAAAGUAUUAAAAUGAAUGGAAAACAUCAUGUUAAAAUUAACUUGCAUUAUUUUCAAACUACUUUAAAACUACUUUGUUUCAGGGAAAUUUUCUAGUUGCUGUUGCUAUACAUAUAUAAAUUCAUUGUUUCCUCUUUGGAAUAAUAAUUUUAAGAGAGUUCUUUUAGUAGUGAAAACAAACUGAAGCAAGCAAACCUUUCUCAGACUUGUUUCUUGCUUUCUUUAUCCCAGUGGAUGGAAAGGUAGAAAUUGUGUAAACGUUAUUUUAUUUUUUUAUGCAAUAUUGUUCUGUAAAUAUGAGUUAUCAAAUAAGGAUGUACCUAUGAUUGAAUCUCUGAUUCUGCACAGUUAGAGUUUAUAUAUAAAAUAUAAAUGUGUUUUGACAAUCAAGGACUUACUGUCAGUCUUCCUUUAUGAUGUUUUAUUAAUGUUAUGCAUUCCAUUUGUUAGACUUGAGUAACAAUGUGGGAAUUUGUAUUGUCUGUAAAGUAUGUAAUGUUUUUACAGCUUGUUUUAAAAAAAGGAAAAAAGAACCUUGUAAAUGUAUAUAAACAGAAAACAGUACUGCUUUAUAUCCGGAGGCAUAUGAUGUACUGUAUGUAAGCAAUAAUGCCUAACAGUGCUAACUUUACAGGUAGCAUAAAGAUAGUUCCAAAAAUUGUUUGGGGAAGAUGAUAGCUUUGUUUAAGUUAAUUAAUAUUCUUAAUUGUUUUUAAUCAAUAAAUUCAACCAUUUUUCUGUUGUAGUAUACAAUGUUGUUUACAUGGCACAAUCUGAGUGGCGGGGGAAGCAGUCUUUAAGAACUGUGACUGCACCUGCAGAUACACAUUCAUUAUGAAUCUAAUGGCGUGACUGCACUUCUGUGAGAUAAGGAAGACUGCAAGAGUUAUUCCAUAUCCUGGAAAGAAGUAUAGGGUGGUCUUCUUUUUCUCCUCCUCCUUCUCCUCCUUCUUCUGCACCAGUUGAUUAUUCUUGUAAUUUAAGUUAAAAUCCUUAAGUCCCAAUAUGGAUUCAGUAUAAAUUAGGUUCAUAUGCUACAAAAAGUCGUUCUGUUGAUAAUUCACAUUACAAUCGAACAUGGUCAUUGGUUAUUUUUUCAUAAUUAUUUUUCACCAUAGGAAUUGUCAUUGCUGAGAUGAGCUUUAUCCAGUUCAAGCAAAAGACAAAAUUAAACUUAAGUUGAGUUUGAACUGUGCUUUCAGGCUGUACAGAGCAACAGAGUUAUUUGAAAACUGUUGUAAUUGCUUUAGGGUUUGGGGGAAAGAUCAUUGGUUUAUAAAUGUAUAUGACCUAAAUUUUAUAGGAUGAAAUGUUUUUAAAUGCUAGUCAUUUAUAUGAUAUGUGCUUUGAAGGAUUUGCUAGUUCACUUCUGUCACUUUUAGUACACUGGUAUCUUUUUAUAUGUAAUGUAUGCUUUUUAUUAUUGUAGCAAACCAUUUCAGUAGAAGGAAUUUUGCAACAGUGUUGAGGGAAAUUUUAUUGUUGGAAAUUAAUUAUACUGGAUUCUGUCUCUGUAGUUUUGUCUCAUUUUAACAAUGUCUGGAAAGGAACUUGGUAUGCAAAUAAAUCCAAUUAGCCCCUUUUAAAAAAUACUGUGUGAUCAGCAAAUUAGUUCAGAAAUCAUAUGUUUGAGGAAAAGUACACAAUUUAAUAUAUAGUUAACUCCAGUGCUAGGGGUGGAAAAUAGGUGCUGUAUAGAAGAAUGCUACUGGAAUGCGUUUUCUAAUAUAGUACUGUUUUUCCUGAAGUCUAUAUGCUUUGUCUUUUUAGUUCAUAAAAUCCCCUAUAAUAUGGGCAAAGGAGAUUUAUUUCAGUGAUUAUGCAGUAUUAUUUUAACAUGCAAAGUCAGAUCUGUCCAUUUUACUGUGAGUGUUGAUUUUUUUAAAAAAUUGAAUUACCAAUUUCAUCAGUUUAAAAUGUGUAUAAGUAAUACAGAUGCUUUUGUAUAAACCUGGAAAGUAUGAAUUUGUGUAAUUAUUUUGUAUUUGAAAUAAAUUAGGUGAUGCAGGAUUCCUGAG
Messenger RNA from Eublepharis macularius, 9058 nucleotides. RefSeq names its product zinc finger protein 148 (gene ZNF148). Gene Ontology annotation, molecular function: DNA-binding transcription factor activity, RNA polymerase II-specific; RNA polymerase II cis-regulatory region sequence-specific DNA binding. The record is from RefSeq and is a predicted model, not a curated record. Gene Ontology annotation, biological process: regulation of transcription by RNA polymerase II. Lineage: Eukaryota; Metazoa; Chordata; Lepidosauria; Squamata; Eublepharidae. Gene Ontology annotation, cellular component: nucleus. The transcript is spliced from 7 exons. Bases 219 to 2609 code for a protein of 796 amino acids.